GCUCGCAUCGAAGCUUUGAUCAAGUACCGCCGCGAGAAGGUGAGGCAGCAGAAGGCGAAUGUUAUUCGGGCCUGGCUCACGGAGGAGGAGAUGGCAAAGGACAAGUGGGCAAAGAUCGCCGGUGCAGUCAAGUACUGCACGGCCCGCGGCCUCGUCAAGUGCUUCGGCUGGAAAUGCAAGUACACGGACCAAAACAAGUACCUCGUGGAGGUCGAGGACAGGGUGGACGACGAGACCCUGGAAAGCCUCAGGAUCAUCGAAGAAUGCCAAGCCGCAGCCGGCGAAUUGCCUGACGAUUUCCAAGGCUUCAGCCUGGUUCACGGCAAAAGCUUCGAUCCGGAAGGUGACGAGUGCGGGCAGCAGAAGGAGGAAGGCAAGAUCAAGCUGGAAACCUUUCCGGAAAUCGUGGCCAAUCAAUUGCCACAACGAAUCAAAAAAUACAAAGAU
Molecule: messenger RNA, 447 nt
Organism: Symbiodinium necroappetens
Lineage: Eukaryota; Dinophyceae; Suessiales; Symbiodiniaceae
Source: the annotation of a GenBank genome assembly